This is a messenger RNA of Rosa chinensis, 1693 nucleotides long. RefSeq lists its product as uncharacterized. The transcript is spliced from 3 exons. The record is from RefSeq and is a predicted model, not a curated record. NCBI's taxonomy places the organism in Eukaryota, Viridiplantae, Streptophyta, Magnoliopsida, Rosales, Rosaceae. The coding region runs from base 630 to 1541 and encodes 303 amino acids.
ACUCUCUCUCACUCUCUCUCUCUCUCUCUCUUAAGUGAUAUAUAUGAAUAAUAUUGAACACACCAAGACAUUGGUAUACUAUACUUUUUUUCCAUGCCUGCUAACUUCACAGCCUGGCAAGCCUGAAUUAUUAACAUGACCAUGAACAUGAUUAUGAUUUUUUUAAGUUAAGGAGGGUUUGGUUGUUGCUUUGUUUCCUAAUUAAAGUAGUACUGAGGAGCCUUAGCCUGGAAUGGAUUAAUUGGCCUCUUUCAAGAGAUUUGCUGGUGUAGAGGUGUCCAGGAAUCUUCUGUAUUCCAAUUCACCACGUACCGCACUCCAGACUCCAGAGCGUUGCUAGCUGCACUCCUUUCGAUUUCUCCGUCGAAUCCACGCGUAAAGGAAGAAUGACUAGUACUCAUGUUGGCUAGUACUGCUCAUCAUCAUCAUCGUUGUCGUCGUCGUCGUCAUCAUCAUCAUCAUCAUCAUAAGAGAAUCUCUGCAGUUUGGAUAUUGAGUUUUAGUUUCUCAGUGGUUACUAUUGCUAGCUUAUGGAUGAUAGAAGUAUAAUUGGCAUGAAGUUGAACAAGGAAAGGUCUCAAUGAGCCUCAUAGCAGAGAGUCACUACCUGACCUCUUUCUAUUUCAGGCAUGGGAACCAAAAUUGAAUACUCCAUCAAUAUAUUAGGAGGAGCCUCACAAGGUAGCAACAGCUUAGCUGUUCGUAGAGUGGAUGACUGGGACUAUUUUCAGAAAAGUGGGCUGAAGGAAAAAUAUCAAAAGACUAGAUUCGAGGACAAUCUUCGCAACUCAAUGGACAGAAUGCUUGAUAAGCAUAACAUGGAUACCAUCAGAAAGACAAUGCAGAUGCAUGAAGACACCUUUAGGCACCAGAUAUGUGAGCUCCACCGGCUGUACAGUGUACAAAAGAUGCUAAUGGAUGAACUGAACCAAGAGAUAAAACAAAACAGAAUUUGGGGUCCCAUGACUAGUAGUGCAGAUCACAUUCACAUUCACCAGUCUCAGUUGUUUAACCAGCAGCAUUUGACAGCUCAAACUGCGUCUUCCGGAUAUAAUUUCCAUCUUCAUAGGUUGAGAGAUGAUCCAAACUCUACAGAGCGCAGUGGAAGUUGCUCAGGAGAGUAUACCAUGAGAAUUUCAAGAGGUUUUGAUCUCGAAAGGCCAGCUGCCGAGGAAGACAUCUCGACAGGAGUUAGUACUAUUGAUCAAGACCAGACAGGGCCAAGUUCUAACAUGGCAUUGAUCAAAAGUAACAAUAUGAGGAGCAUGGAUGUCUAUGACGAAGAUAGUGAGGAAGUGGAGCUUACAUUAAGCAUUGGAAGCAGCAAGAGCAAGAAAAGAUCCAAACCUUACCUGCGGCCUCAUUUAGGGUGUUCGGAACUGGUGAUCAAUAAAGAAAAGGUACUCGACUCACCUGCCUCGUUCAAAUCAGAUAGAGGAGAUUGCAGUGAUCCCACAACUCCCAUGAGCAGCUCCAGUGCAACAGUUGACCAGGAAAGAAAGCAGCCACAUUGGCUUUUACAUGGUUUAAAGCUCAAAUAGGACUAAUACUUCAAAUUGCGUGCUUGUUUGGAAAAAUCUACGCGUUGUUCAUUAUUGAAAUUCUAAUUAAGUUGUCAAUUUAAUAAAUGAACAAUUGAUCAGACACUGUUUUGAGGCAUUACAUUGGUGCAUGUAAAUACGACAUUUCCAAA